Lachancea fermentati is the source of this 660-nucleotide messenger RNA. Lineage: Eukaryota; Fungi; Ascomycota; Saccharomycetes; Saccharomycetales; Saccharomycetaceae. The record is from the annotation of a GenBank genome assembly.
AUGAGCAGUUUACUAUCGUCUUAUGAGUCUGACUUUAAAACAACUCUAGAGCAGGCCCGCACGCUUCUUUCAGUCGCGCCCUCCCAGCCCGUAUCUCAAAGGAACAGCACACUGAAAGAAAUUGAGCAACAACAGGAUGAGCUCCUAGACCUGAUCGACCAAAUGGAUAUUGAGCUCAACAACACUUCGCUAGAUGGAAGUGCGAAAGCCUCGUUCAAGGCCAAAUUGCGUGACUAUAAGAAGCGGGUGCAAUCAGAUGUGAAAUUGCCCCUGCAACAACUGGUAGACUCCAGAAACCGUGACAUGCUGUUCGAGGGAGCUGGUAUACCUCAAUCUGGUGAAACCGAUGAGCAAAGACAGCAACUUUUAUCUAGUCAUGCCACCUUAUCCCGGACGGGAGACAAGCUCAGAGAUGCAACGAGAAUGGCAGUGGAAACCGAAGGAAUUGGAUCUCAAAUUAUGAUGGACCUGAGGUCACAGAGGGAAACCUUAGAAAAUGCAAGACAGACGCUAUUUCAAGCAGAUUCGUAUGUGGAUAAGAGUAUAAGAACUUUGAAGACCAUGAGCAGGAGACUCGUUGCCAACAAGUUUAUCAGUUAUGCGAUAAUUGCAGUCUUGAUUCUCCUAAUUUUGCUUGUUUUGUUUGCUAAAUUCAAGUGA